Aethina tumida (small hive beetle) is the source of this 2704-nucleotide messenger RNA. RefSeq names its product monocarboxylate transporter 12. The transcript has 8 exons. Gene Ontology annotation, molecular function: monocarboxylic acid transmembrane transporter activity. Gene Ontology annotation, biological process: transmembrane transport. The coding region runs from base 402 to 2318 and encodes 638 amino acids. Lineage: Eukaryota; Metazoa; Arthropoda; Insecta; Coleoptera; Nitidulidae. The record is from RefSeq and is a predicted model, not a curated record.
CUUCGUCCCGGACGAACCGCCACGCGGUUUUCGCGAACUCCAGCUUUUCCAACUCCCUUAUCGUCGUAGUGCUUCCGGAUCCUUUCCGUUAUUUUUUGUCGUUUUCCAUUUAUUUUUGUGUGUGUUCGACGCGUGUGCUCAGGAGGAUUGACACGUGUUUAAGCCAGACCGAAAAUAAAACGCAUCAAUCCUGCUGACCCGCGAACUGCACAAUUAAACACAGGAUUAAAUGGAUGGAAGGAAACGACGCUAGGGUAGCGCCCGGCAAACGGACGAUCUUCCAAAAAAGUGCGAUGUGAUGAGAGUGUCGUUUCCUCGAGGAGAAUUGGAGUGGCGAAGCGGUCGCGAGAUGCGGACGCACACGUCAGAUCCUUGAUGGGCUGGGAGACGCCUAGGGCACCAUGUCUUCGCUAUCGCGUGCCCAAAGCUGGCCGCUUCUGUCCGGUGCGGCUCCCGUCGAGGAUGCCAGGCAGAAUGCCGCCAAAACGCAGAUCCAAGCCAGGCGACUGCUGUGCAGACAUUAUUAUCCGGAGGGCGGUUGGGGGUGGGUGGUUGCCGUUUGUGCAGUAUUGGUGCACAUCAUCAACCACGGAUUUCAAAUGUCUUGCUCCCAGCUCGUAGCUCCUGCCGCCUUCAAGUUCCACGUGCAUCCGGUUUAUCCAGCAGGAUGGCUUGGUGCUAUGUCGACCGGAGUGGCACUGCUAAUUUCACCAGUCACCAUCGCAUUCUGUCGCAGAAAGUCAACGAGAGUGACCGCCGUUAUGGGAGGUCUUAUCACCGCGUUAGGAUGUCUCUUCACCUCAUUCGCAACACAGUUCCACCAACUAUUUUUCAGUUAUGGUACGGUAGUUGGAAUUGGAGUUGGUAUUACUAGAGACUGCUCGACUUUGAUGGUUGCUCAGUACUUCAAAAGAAAACGCGAAUUUGUCGAAAUAUUUAUAGUAUCUGGAAGUGGAUUGGGAAUUGCUACUAUGUCAAUAAUUAUUAGAAGUACAAUAGGCGCAUUGGGAUGGAGACUUGGACUGCAAGUGGUCACUGGGGCAAUAUCGGUGACUUUCAUCCUAGGUACAUUUUAUCGCUCGGCCUCCCUGUAUCAUCCCCAACGCAGGGCAAUCCUUCAUAUAAAAAACCAAAAACGCAAAAUAAAGGACAAGAAUAAGAUUGAAGACAAGGUGCCGUUCUUCGAUUUCAGCACCUUGAAAAGUAAAACUGUACGAAUACUUCUUAUAUCGACUGGCAUAAGCGCUUUUGGAAUUAACACACCACUAUUUUAUUUGGCAUAUCAAGCCGAGGUUGAAGGACUAGGAGAUUCUACGGUGUUUCUUCAAAUGUACUUGGGGUUGGCGUGGACUGUUGGUUGUGUUGUUUUCAGCACAUUGGUUCUUCACAACUCAACGGAAUGUAGAAUUGCGAGACAAUAUUUAUGCCAGACUGCCGUAUUCAUGUGUGGACUGUCCAUUUUAGCCUUUACUGUUGUUAGCGGAAACUAUCAUGCCUAUGUUAUGUUUGCUUGGAUUUAUGGAAUAUUUUGUGGAGGUUAUCACUACUCUUUGAAAAUGUAUACUUAUGAAAGAGUACGUGCAAGGAAUUUCGCUAGAACAUGGGGCUUUGUGCAAUGUUCACAAGCCAUACCCAUUGUAAUAGGCGUUCCAUUUUCAGGUUACAUGAACGAAAACUGCGGAGACAGAGCGGGAUACUACUUUAGUUCCACCUGCGUCCUGGUAGGCAGCCUCACGUUGUUCCUAAUCGAUCUUCAUCGGCGAAAGAUCUCCCGGCACAAGCACACGCGCGAAAACGGCACCCGUCAUUUAUGCGUGUCCGAAACCUGCCCCCAACGAAGGAAACUGUCUUUCUCGCAAGAACCGGAAAAUGAUGGAGGAGUGACCGCGGGUGCCGCUGCCGCCGCCCUUGUUCUUGGGGCUGACAUUGCCCCUAAUCAAUCGGGAGGUCUGCUCGAGAACAUGGUCGCAUCCAAUGAGAAGGCGGAAUUAACAUGCAUUUCCGAAGAGGGCAUUGCGGACAUGGAUCUUCCCGAUAAUCUGCUAGACGAUUUAGACUAUAUAGGAGACUGUAUCACGUCAUGUAACAAAGUAGAGAACUAUUUAAUGCUUAGUGAAUUCGAAAAUAAUUUAAUUGCGGAAAUGCCUGUGAUAUUGGACAGGAAGGGUCGAAGGUGGUCUCUGGCGAGGCCGAAAAUUGCUCAAAAUGUCGAAGACAAUGUGCCAGAAGAGGAGAACACCGGAUUAACAAAGAGCAAUGGUAAAUGGAAAGUUUUUCCCAAUCGUGUAAUCACUGUAAUAGAUGAAUCGUCCGUUUAAAUUAUUAAUGCAUAGUUGUUGGCGUAAUUGGAACAAAACUAAUGUAUUAAAAUUCAAUAGGAAAACAUUGCUGUACUAUAAAAAUUUAUAAAUCUUUACAUCAUAAUAGUUGAACUAUGCAUUAAUAACAAUUUUAUAAACCUACAUGAUUAUACAUGUAUUUUUAGAGUAAUAUAUUUAAUAUAUUCAUUGAGUCUGUCCUUAGGAAAUGUAGAUUUAUAAAAUUGAUAAGACAUGUUUACUGCCAAUAGAAGAUAAGAGACUCUACCUCAAAUAAACCGUCAUUGAAAAUUGAUUACGUAAGCGGAGAGUACAAUAAUAAAUAUUGGUUCUAUUACUAUAUGUAACCAGAUAUGUAUACUUAAAUUGUAGUAAUUUAUAUUUAA